UAUUACUGAUAAGAACUGAUAUGCCUGUAGGCUUCAGAUUUGCAAUAUCUGGUUAGUCAAAAUUGUCCAAUUAAUAUGGAGGAACAACCAACAUCGUUGAUUAAACUAGUGGAGCAAAACGAUCGUGAACAUGGGGUUCAAGAAGUGCGAAUUGCUGUGCCUUUCGGGGAGAUCGCCGGAAAAUGGUGGGGACCGAAAGACGUCCGUCCGAUAAUUUGUUUGCAUGGUUGGCAGGAUAAUGCUGGAACAUUCGACACACUAAUUCCUCUGUUGCCGAAACAUAUGAGUUUUCUGGCAAUCGAUUUUCCUGGACACGGAUUUUCGUCUAGGAUUCCCCACGGUAUGAGCUAUCAAACCAUGGGGUCCAUCUCGCUGCUGCUGGGCAUCAUGGAAGAGUACGGCUGGAAAAAGGUAUCGUUAAUGAGCCACUCGAUGGGAGCAGUACUCCAGUUUGUUUUUGCUGCCAUUUUUCCGGAAAAAGUUGAUUUAAUGAUUUCACUCGAUUCAUUGAAGCCUCAAAUCAUGAAUGCAGAGUUGGUAGUAUCACGUCUACAGUCUAACAUUCCUCAGAUCAUAAUAGCUGACCACAGGAAUCAAGAAAAAUCGGAGCCUCCCUCUUACACCUACUCUGAAUUGAUCGACAGACUUCACGAGGGUACCUACAAAUCUAUCAGCCGUGAAACUUGUCCAUUUUUACUGCAUCGAAACAUCAAACCUAGUGUCAAGUUUCCAGAAAAAUAUUAUUUCACCCGGGACAGUCGAUUGAAGUACCACAUCGGUACACCUUUCUCGCAUGAGGUGAUCCUAGACAUGGCCAAACGAAUUAAAAUGCCGUUCUUAUUCUUGAAGGCUACGCAAUCGCCAUAUUUUGAGGAUAAAAAGUAUUAUCAAGAAGUCGAGGACUUGCUGCGGGCUGGAAAUCCAUACUUCGAGAAACAUAUGAUCGCAGGACAACACCACGUGCAUUUGACUGAUCCGGAAAGGGUGGUUCCUAUCUUGUCCUCGUUUUUGAGCAAGUAUUGGCGAGAGGACCGAGAUGUGGUUUGCAAGUUGUGA
Messenger RNA from Uranotaenia lowii, 1056 nucleotides. RefSeq names its product probable serine hydrolase. Lineage: Eukaryota; Metazoa; Arthropoda; Insecta; Diptera; Culicidae. The transcript is spliced from 2 exons. The record is from RefSeq and is a predicted model, not a curated record. The coding region runs from base 76 to 1056 and encodes 326 amino acids.